CAUGAGGUAACAAAGACUUCCCGCAUCUGCCCUUGUUUACACCUUCCUUCUUAAAACUUUAUUAACCACACACUGUGUACAGUUCCACACUUAAAGGUGGAUUUCACCCGGUCUCCUCACGGCUCUGCGUUCACAAUUGCCCCCCACCCCGGGUUAUGGGCGGGGUCCUGACUGCUGUUUUCUUAGGUAGCCUGUUAAAAUGCCCGAACUCAAAACACUUCUUUUUCCAAGAUGGCGUCGAUGAAGGACAGCGACACCGGCCUGUGGCUUCACAACAAACUAGGAUCCACGGACGAGCUCUGGACGCCUCCGAGCAUCGCUUCGCUCCUCACCGUGUCGGUUAUCGACAACAUACGGCUAUGUUUUUCGAGCUUGUCGCCGCCGGUGAAGCUGAAACUCCUGCUCGGGAUGCUGCACCUUCCGCGGAGGACCGUUGACGAGAUGAAGGAGGCCCUGUCGGAGAUAAUCCAGCUGGCUACGGUGGACUCAGAGCCCUGGGUGCUGAUGGUUGCAGACAUCCUCAAGUCCUUCCCAGAGACCGGCUCUCUUAAUCUGGACUUGGAGGAGCAGAAUCCAAAUGUGCAGGAUAUUCUCGGAGAGCUCAGGGAGAAAGUGAGCGAGUGCGAGGCGUCGGCCAUGCUUCCUCUGGAGUGCCAGUACCUGAAUAAAAGUGCAUUGACUACUCUGGUGGGACCCCUCACACCUCCCGUCAAACAUUUCCAGCUGAAGAGGAAGCCCAAGAGUGCAACCCUGAGAGCAGAGCUGCUGCAGAAAUCUACAGAGACAGCCCAGCAGCUGAAGAAGACAGCCGGAGUGCCUUUUCAUGCCAAAGGGAGAGGAUUGGUCAAAAAGAUUGACACCACAACUCCUCUCAAGGGGAUUCCCAAAGCCCCAUUCCGCAGCCCCACCACCCCCAGUAUGUUCAGCCCUCCCAGUAACCGCACACCUAUUGCUCCCGCACGGACGCCCCUGCGUAAGGAGCGGGGGGUCAAGCUGUUAGAUAUUUCAGAGCUGGAUAUGGUUGGAGCUGGAAGAGAAGCUAAGAGGAGGCGAAAGACUUUGGAAACCGAGGCUGGAGAGAAAGCAGCCAAAGAAGAAGCUGUGGUGGAAAACACCACACCCGACUACGCUGCUGGCCUCGUCUCCGCACAGAAACUGGGGUCGCUGAACGAGAAUCCUCUCCCGUCAACCAGCUACCUACCAGCCACACCCAGCAUGGUUCCCUCCUCGUCUUACAUUCCCAGCUCCGAGGCACAGCCAGCCAAUGCUGGUGGUUCGGGACGGGACACGCUGCAGGCGGCCCGUCAGCCAGAGGAGUCGGCGACAGCGACCACAGGUGCCAACGCCACCUUACCGGGCCAGUACAAGCAGAGGCCGCCUAUGUACAACGCGGGAACCACAGCAAACCCUGCAACUCCCACAUCCCCCAGCACACCGGUAUCCACCCCCGCCAGCAAUGGACCACCAGCAGCUGCGACAGCCAGCCAGCCAGAGACCCCCACUCAGCCUCCCAGCACACCUCAGACCCCCACCCCGACAGCAGCCCCUACGCCACCACAGCCACAGCCCAAAAAGAACCUCUCACUUACGAGAGACCAGAUGUACGCCGCCCAGGAGAUGUUCAAGACCGCCAACAAGGUCACGAGGCCGGAGAAGGCCCUCAUCCUGGGCUUCAUGGCUGGAUCCAGAGAGAACCCAUGCCCGGAGCAGGGGGACAUCAUCCAGAUCAAGCUGAGCGAGCACACAGAGGUUUUGCCCAAAGCCGACGGCACUGGCAGCACCACCAUGCUGGUAGACACAGUCUUCGAAAUGAACUACUCCACAGGACAGUGGACCCGCCUCAAGAAAUACAAACCCAUCACCAACACCUCCUGAGGCGAUGCGCUCGCUCAGGAAUCCCCACUUCAGACGUGUUUACGCACAGUUACAAAGUAUUUGCAUACACAUUUGGGCCAAAUCGAGCACGGGGAGGGUGAAAGAUUGUCAAGGAGAGAAAGGUUCUCCCUUUUGCUGCACCUCCAAAAUGUGGGACUCUUUGAAGACUUGUUUUUUUGGGGGGUUGUUUCCCUUACCCUUUUAUUGUUUUUAUGUCACUUCCGAUUUCUGAAUGAUGCUGUUGACAGGAGAGAGAUACGAGUUAUUCUCACGGCAGGCACCUUUGAACAUUUGUACUGAGGUACAAGCAUGUCACGUGUUUAGAAAGACGACGAGCCGUCUGUAUUUUUCUGUGCAAAUGUGACGUUUGCAGCUUAUUCUUCUACAUUUCAGAACCAAACCAUGUUUUGUGAUGACACAGAAAUUAACGAAGACGGUCAUUGUAAAGAUGAGAUGAAAUAAAGAAAAAGAACUAGUUCUUAAUGCUGUCCACUUCUGUUUUGGAGCCUUCUGGUAGAUGUUUAAUAAUUUUUCAUCCUUUUAUUCCAAAAGAAGGGAAGAAAAUAAAAUGACAGACUCCAGCAGGUGUCUCUCUUUCUUACUCACUUUGACCAGUGGGGGUUUAUUAUGCGUUUAACUUAUAUUACACCUUUAAACACAUGCUUAUUAAGAUAUCUCCAAUGAGACGGUGUGUGUCUCCAGUGUGGUUUUGUUUCAACAUUUAAUCUGCGUCCUUCCUGUGUCUGACUUCCUGCCCUGCUCAUGAGUACCUUGAUGUGGCUUCAGUCAACAAUAGAGUUAAUUUACCAACACGGGGCAGAGAUCUGCAUUUGAAACAAGUAUAGUUGUCUUUGUGUGUGGCAUGAGCAUUUCUCAAAGUCUUAGCACAGCAUGAAUUAGGCAGCAUGUGUCCUUCCACCUCAAAACGCAGAUCAUAACCUGGACCUAAAAACACCUGCCAACCAGUCCAAGCUUAAAAGUGAUGCUGGAGAAAGCCUGAGAGAGGAACUGACCACGACUUUAAACUGCUUCAGAAUAGUGUGAAUGCACUUUUUUUUAUUAAAUAUGUGAGCACAGGUCACCACAUAGGGAUCAAUAUCCCAUAAGUGAUCUAAUACACCAAGAGCAAAAUGUUUCUGUAAAUCUUGUUGCAGUGAAAUGAAAAUAUGAAAUCCGUUCACUUUCAUUGUUUUUAAUUAACCAACUUAAUUGUUUACUGAUUGUGAUUCAUGUCUUGAACUUGACAGAGAUACUGUAUUAAAAGGCCAAUUGCUGUCCUGUCCUGA
Messenger RNA from Haplochromis burtoni (Burton's mouthbrooder), 3161 nucleotides. RefSeq names its product negative elongation factor complex member A (gene nelfa). The coding region runs from base 232 to 1875 and encodes 547 amino acids. The record is from RefSeq and is a predicted model, not a curated record. Lineage: Eukaryota; Metazoa; Chordata; Actinopteri; Cichliformes; Cichlidae. The transcript has 11 exons. Gene Ontology annotation, biological process: negative regulation of transcription elongation by RNA polymerase II. Gene Ontology annotation, cellular component: NELF complex.